UUUAAGUCGCGUUUUUCUAUCUCAGAGCGGUUGUGUCCUAGCUACAGCAACAAUUGGCUUUCUUCGUCCAUAUCCGACUUUCUUAUUGUUUGCGAUCAAAUACGAGAAUUUUGAAAACCCCGUAGCUCAGUAAGCCUAAGUAAACUCAAUUGGCAGGUUGAAAGACUACGUUGAAAGAAAGGGUGUGAAUCAAACUUUGAAGCGUGAAGGAAAGAACUAUGGAAUAAUUGGGAGCACAAACAUUCAUGUUUAGAGGUUUUCAUUUAUUGUGAAUUGGUAAUUGUAAUAGAAACGGUUUGGAAAAAGACAAAAUUAGCAACUUUCAAAGAUGGUUGUCAAUAACCAAAUGAAAGGGCUGAAAACCUUUAUUUCAGACUUAAGGAAUCUAAAGGAGAAAGAUGAGGAAAAACGCGUAAAUAUAGAAUUGGCUAAGAUCCGAGCUAAAUUUCAAAGUUCGACGCUUUCUGCUUACGAUCGAAAAAAGUAUGUUAGUAAACUCUUGUAUAUAUACAUGUUGGGAUACCCUAUAUCUUUUGGUCACUUAGAGGCUGUCAAGCUUCUUACCGCUGCAAAGUAUAGCGAAAAGCAAAUUGGAUAUCUGGCGGUUGCUCUGCUGCUGAACGAAAACCAUGAUUUAAUUAGAUUGGUCAUUAAUAGCAUCAAGAAGGAUUUACUGAGUUUGGACUCAUACAAAAAUUCUAUAGCAUUACAUGCUGUCGCUAAUUUUGGCGGUCGUGAAAUGUGUGAGACAGUAUAUCCAGAAGUUCAGCAGCUGCUUAUGUCUGCCGCAACUGAGAAUAUUGUUCGUCAGAAGGCGGCUUUGUCUCUGCUUCAUAUAUAUAGAAAGUUUCCUGAUAUAAUGGAUCCAGACUUGCGAGAGCCCAUAAUUAUGCUCCUUGACGACGAUGACUUGAAUGUAUCCCUUGCAGUAUCAACAUUUGUGCUCUUGAUUGUCUGCAGAGAACCAUCCCUACACAACCUUGUUUGUAAAAAGGCAAUUCAUAAACUAAAAUUGAUUGUUUCCGGAAGGGGAUACUCAUCGGACUAUGUUUAUUAUUCUGUUCCAUGUCCCUGGUUACAAGUUAAUCUUUGCCGCAUAUUGCUGGCUUGCCAUAAAGAGGUGAUUGAUGAUAGUACAAAGCGUACUCUCAUUCAUGUUUUAGACCGAAUGUUGAGCAUCUUUGACGAUAUUAAAGAGACUCAGCAUCUCAAUGCGAUCAAUGCUAUUCUUUUUGAAGCGAUAAAACUUGCAUUCGCUAUUGAUGAUUCUGGUUCUCUUUAUCAAAAAUGCAUGAAUUGCCUUGGUAAGAUGAUUGCCGACAAAGAAGCAAAUGUACGAUAUCUAGCGUUUGAUACUACAGCUUACUUAAUUUCAUGCGGGCAUCAUAUACCUUCUCUUAAAACACACAAAGAACUUAUACUAUCUUCACUACGUUAUAAAGACGUCUCUCUUCGUAAGAAAAGUUUAGAACUUUUGUAUAUGAUGUGCGACGCUGAAAAUUCUAAAUCUGUAGUGGAUGAUUUACUGAUGUACCUACCCUAUCUUGAUUCUGUUUCUCAGGAGGAUCUAAUUUCUAAAGUCGCCUCUCUUACUGAGAUCUAUGCUGACGAUUAUAAGUGGUAUGUGGAUGUCAAUUUACAACUGCUUCGUGUUGCUGGAAGAUCUGUGAACGAUGAUGUUUGGCAUCAGUUUGUUCGUGUUAUCGUGAACAAUGAAAGUACUCAGCAAUAUUCCGUCCGUAGACUUUUCAAAUUACUACAAUCAGAUUCAACUCAUGAGUGUCUAGUAAGAAGUGGUUGCUAUCUGUUGGGGGAAUAUGGGUAUUUAAUUGCGGAUGAGCCAGAAAGCGGACCUCUGCAGCAAUUUCUAACCGUCUAUAAGAAAUUGCAUGCGUCUUCUACAAGAACGAAAGUUCUUUUACUGACAGUAUUACUAAAAUUGUCGAAUUUACAGCCUGAUUUGCAGAAACGCGUUGCAUCAGUUUUUAAGCAAUAUUCUGUUAGCUUGAAUACUGAGAUACAGCAGCGAGCUUGUGAAUAUUUACAGCUUUUAAGUCUGCCAAGUGACUUUUUAUCUAUUGUUUGUGAAAAAGUUCCUGUUUUCACGAUCCCAGCGAAAAGCCAACCGUCCUCUUUUAUUAGCAAGUCGGAUGUUUCACUAACUGAUUCUCUAAACUCAGUUAAGGAAUUUGAUAUUUCUUCUAGCCUUUCUGGAUUUUACCGUCUAUGCUGGAGAGACAAAGGUAUAUUGUAUAGGGACUCUCAAGUUCAAGUGGGUGCCGUCAUGGAAUUUCAUGAUUCACAAGGGUAUCUUUCAUUGUAUUUUGAGAACAGGCAAAAAGAAACGUUUAGCUCGUUUUCAGCUACUUUACUUAGGACAUUUCCCAAUUUUCAGGUGGAUGCUUCUUUCACUGAUUCCAUUUUCUCUCCAGAUAAACAAUUGCAGCAGAGGUUUUCGAUUGAUCGACUUGAUGGAUUAUUUGAUCCCCCUAUUUUGCGCAUAUCAUUUUUGGCAGGUGUAAUGAGAUCAGUCAAUCUAUUACUGCCUGUCGUUUUGAGCAAAUUUAUGCUACCGACGGUCUUUGAUGGCUCUACCUUCUUCCAAAGAUGGGGAAAAAUGGGUUUGGAACGAGAAGCUCAAUUGACCUAUGGCUUAAAUGGUGUGCACAGUAAACUUGAUGAAAGACGAUUAGUGAAGAUUAUUCUUGGACUUAAUUGGGGAUUAUGUCCAGGAAUUGAUAUGAAUCCUACUAACAUUGUUGGUGCCGGCAUUCUCCAAGUGAAUGCUCAGAAUAUUGGAUGUUUACUUCGACUCGAACCGAAUUAUCAGAAAAAUAUGAUUCGUCUAUCUAUUCGUUCGACGAAUACGACUGUUGCGAACGUCCUGGCCACAAAUAUGCAAGAUAUUUUAAAAAAUUCAUUUCAUUCAGAAGCAUGAAAACCGAUCUUUUACGCUUUUAUAUUUAUUUAAUUCCAACCGCCGAGAUCAUGCUGAAACCGUUAAUGCAUUGAAAUAAUAUUCUACAAUCAGUUUCUCGAAAAAAAAAAAAAAAAAAAGAAAAAAAGCAGCACAUCCUCUCUGCAAGCCUUUAACUUUAUGAAUGAAUCUUCCAUUGUAUAUCAAAAGCGCCAAUAGUAUAUUCUAUAUGUUCAAUGGGCAAAUCGACCUCAUAGAGUUUAUUUAUAUUUAUUAUACUACAUUUUUUACUGUUGAAUAAUAGCAACGUUUGUGGUAAAAAUUGAAAUAUACCUAUAUUACUGACCUUCAUUUAAAUGUAAAUAAGA
This is a messenger RNA of Schizosaccharomyces cryophilus OY26, 3285 nucleotides long. Its product is annotated as AP-2 adaptor complex subunit Alp3. Gene Ontology annotation, biological process: intracellular protein transport; clathrin-dependent endocytosis. The record is from RefSeq and is a predicted model, not a curated record. The transcript has a single exon. Gene Ontology annotation, cellular component: membrane coat; AP-2 adaptor complex. Bases 329 to 2938 code for a protein of 869 amino acids. Gene Ontology annotation, molecular function: clathrin-cargo adaptor activity. NCBI's taxonomy places the organism in Eukaryota, Fungi, Ascomycota, Schizosaccharomycetes, Schizosaccharomycetales, Schizosaccharomycetaceae.